AUGGGGCGGCGAGCAUAUCUCAAUCGGCUGGCUCUGGGCCGGUCUCCUUACGAAGCUCCUGAGCGCCCUGCGAGUUCUGCGGUGAACCCAGGAAAUGUCACACAGCGGACAGUAUCAGGCUUACAUGCGGACGGAUACGUCCAGCAUUAUGAUGAAAGAGGCCAUCCAAUCAACCCCCAAUCUAAGUCCUUUGGCAGGGAACUCCGUAGGGCCAAGAAUGACAUCCUUUCCACAAUGGGGAUUGUUGUCAGCGAAGAUGGUAAUGUUAGUGGCCCAAGCGAACAGCAGAAGCUCGAUAUCAUAGCUGCGGAAAACGACUAUGGGUUGGUUAUGGCCACUCUGGACCAAGUCUCAAUCUUCCUUGGUUCUUGGUGGACCUCUUCUCUUCUGGGUCGGGUACAGACCUUCAAGAGCUAUACGCGGCUGCCCCUGUUGAGCAUAGUCCGUCUUGAGCGCUCUGCCUACGGAAUAUGGGGCUUCUAUUUUGCCGGGAUCCCAGCAUGGGCUAAUUUGUUCCCGGAAGAUGACGUGGGCUCGAGACUUAUACGGGCAUUGUUGAAUGUCGUAUAUUCAGCGGGAAGAGGAACCAUGCUGGUCCUGGCGAUACAGACGUACAUGUAUUCCCUCUUACAAUCCCUUCACAUCGUUCCUGCUCACUCUAUGCCCGGGAUACGCUUCUUUCUGCCCUUUGGAGAGCUAGCUUCAAUGCAGCUACCCAAUUUACCCACAGACCUGUCUAUCGAGUCUCUUAGCGGAUUCCUACUGGGCCUUCUAAAAACCCCGUCUUUACUCGUGUACCUAUCGGUAUGUCUACGCCCAGUAAUCGAGGUAAGGCUUUAUAGAUUUAUUCGGCGAAGACUGCCCAAGCCUAUCUACGCGGACGAACUCUCUGUGAAAGUGGCGUACGACAAUGAUCUUAUCGACUGGAUGAUGCCAGCUCUCGGACGUCGAUCAGAGGAAGAGAACCGUCGCAGUAAUCUCUCCUUCACGGAAGACUUGAUGUAUGAGCUAGGCUUCUUUCGAUCAUGGGUGCUAUCCUGGUUUGGCCUCAAAUCACUGCGCACGGCACGAGCGUCGGAGCAAGCAGCAGACGCUCGUCGUAGACGAGAGUGGCUGGAGUCCCUUCCUCAAAGCAUAGAGCAGUUGCAGCAUGAGCGGCAAUCCAGAACCCGUCGACCACGAAGACGGUCAUCCGAGUCCCCGUUUACAAAUGGGCAUAUCCAUCAUGACCCAACACGUUCUGAUACUCCAAAUCGAGGCUCGAUCGAUCAAACAGCUGAUUUAGGAGCUGGCUUCGGUGGUAACCAAGUCCUUGCCAAUGAGGAAAACCGUAUGUCUCAGUCGCCAACUGAAAUGAGUAGUGGCGACCUCGCGGAAAUGGCUCCUUUACGGAGGGCAGGGACAUUACCUCCACCAGACGACAACUCGCCAGCUCUACCAAACGGAGAGUCACGGCGUGGUGAUGCAGGCGAGAAUAACCGGAACUCGCGGUCAAAUACGCUUUUCUCCCGUCCAUCAUCACCUGCGACCUCUUCUCCAGCUUCACCCCGGGUCCGGGCUUCUCUUAUCCAUCAAAAUUCCGAUGUCAUCACAAUGCAGCUGGAGCUUUUGGGAAACCGCCGCCCUCAGAACCAAGGACAGGCAACUGCACGACCUCAAAAUGAAGCCUCUCAACUCCCAUCCAAUGGCGAGGUGGUAGACGGGCAAACGAUUUCUGAAUUCCUUGAUAGCCUUUUGUCCAACCAGGGCAGGAAUUUAACCACGGUUGUUAAUUCGGAUAAUAUGGAUAGUGAUGGGCUCUCCAAUAUGACCACGAGCGCAUCGCCUAUGCCUAUCAGUGACAACCUUGGCUCGGCCUCUCCGAGUAACAUUCAAAGUCUCGAGCCACAACGGCCACCUGCUGAAGCUCCUACGUCAAAUCCGGUGAAUAUCCUGCCUGAGAGCAUAGAGGAACCAUCACCUGGUGACACACUUCAUCAAUCACCCGAAGCAGAGCGAGCCCAUGAGAAUGACUUUGAUUCCGAGAUAUUUCCCCGAAUUUCCGACCCUAAUAUUCGUCAAAAUAUGGUACCUAGUGGAACCGCCACUGCAAAUCGGGUGACCAUUCUCUCCUCUCACCCUGUCGACUCGUUAGCAUCGCAUCUAGCGUCUAUACUAACAAACGUUAUGUUCAUACCCCUCGAAUCCCUCUACCUGCGGUCCCUUGCUGCGUCAUAUCUGCGGUCUACUCACGCUCCUACCGCUCUCCGAGCUGAUGUCCGAGGGUUAGGAGAUUGGAGUUUGACACCACGAUCAGACAUGUUGUCAUACCUUGGAAAGAUCGCCCUCAUAACUGGAAUACAAGCUGCCGUGAAUGCCACUGUCUGGGGUGUCAUAUCUGGUGCCGCCAUCAAGAUCGGAAGAAGGUUUUGCGGCUGGGGAACCCUAUGA
Molecule: messenger RNA, 2430 nt
Organism: Aspergillus tubingensis
Lineage: Eukaryota; Fungi; Ascomycota; Eurotiomycetes; Eurotiales; Aspergillaceae
Exons: 5
Coding region: 1-2430 (809 amino acids)
Source: RefSeq, a predicted model, not a curated record